Messenger RNA from Neohortaea acidophila, 432 nucleotides. RefSeq names its product Mss4-like protein. Gene Ontology annotation, molecular function: carbon-sulfur lyase activity. The record is from RefSeq and is a predicted model, not a curated record. NCBI's taxonomy places the organism in Eukaryota, Fungi, Ascomycota, Dothideomycetes, Mycosphaerellales, Teratosphaeriaceae. The coding region runs from base 1 to 432 and encodes 143 amino acids. The transcript is spliced from 2 exons.
AUGUCCACCAAAAAGCCCUCCCCACCCCCCACAACCCUAACAGCAACCUGCAACUGCGCCGCCAUCCAACUCUCCGUAACCGGCAUCGACAAAGGCUCCGUCCUCUGCCACUGCUCCAACUGCCGGCGCGCCUCGGGCAGCGCCUUCGCCUACAACCACCGCUUCCUGCCGGGCGAGCUCACAUUCGCCAAAGGCGAGGAGGCCAUUAGGCAGUACGUUGAUACCAACACGAAGAGCGGCAAUCCUCUGGAGAGGCAUUUUUGCGGGACUUGUGGAUGUCCGAUGUUUAUGAAGAACCCGCAGUUCAAAGGCCUGAUUGUUUUACAUGGCGGCUCGCUGGAGGAUCAUAGAGUGCAGCCGAGGCAAGAAUUGUUCAUCGAGGACAAGCGGCCGUGGGUGGGGGAGGUGACGAGCAAGAAAGCGAAAUUGUAG